Molecule: messenger RNA, 1308 nt
Organism: Fusarium coffeatum
Lineage: Eukaryota; Fungi; Ascomycota; Sordariomycetes; Hypocreales; Nectriaceae
Exons: 5
Coding region: 1-1308 (435 amino acids)
Biological process (GO): endocytosis; actin cortical patch localization; actin filament organization
Cellular component (GO): actin cortical patch
Molecular function (GO): ubiquitin binding; phosphatidylinositol binding
Source: RefSeq, a predicted model, not a curated record
AUGAGCGUGUUCGCAACAAAGAAGCCAUUUUCGGCUGUGACUGUGACAGUCGAAAACCUCACCUCCGAGGCAUAUGAAGAGGAAGAUCUCAGUGGCAUCCCUGAGCUCGUGGAAGUCAUCACCUUGCAGGCUACUGGUCCCACUGAAGCAGCUCGCGCUAUUCGAAAGAAGUUGAAAUAUGGAAAUGUCCAUCGCCAAAUCCGUGCAUUAGUUCUCCUCGAUGGUCUUAUCCAGAACGCUGGAGAGAGAUUCCAGCGCACAUUCGUUGAUGAGCCCCUGCUUGAGCGCCUGCGUGUUUGUGGCACUUCUGACCUAUCUGAUGUGGCCGUGAGGAACAAAUGCAGAGAGCUCUUCCGCUCAUGGUCGCAGUAUGCUGGAAGACCGGGGCUCGACAGUCUUUCGCGACUCCAUAGGGAACUUCCCAAAAGAAAGCAAGCUGUCACUCAAGAGCGAUCGAAAGUUCUCAAAGAGACGGAAGAUAACCCGUUCGUCGAUGAUGAACAAGAGGCUGUGGCAAAGGCUGCCCGUGACGCACGGAACGCCUCGGCCCCAACGUCCGGUUCAGCAUUUGGCCAUGCGCCUUCCAAAUCUUCGUCCGGGACCAGUUCAUUCUUUGGGGGCUCUAAGGAUAAGAAGAAGGAUAAAGACAAGGAUAAAGCCAAGGGGAAGCGAAAGCCUUUCAACCUCGAGGCUGAAAAGGAUCAGAUGAAAGCUGUCAUCGCUGACUCUUCUAUCGCAGCCACAAAUUUGAUGAAUUCGCUUCAAAGCGUUAAUCGCGAAGUUGAGCGCAUUUCAGAGAACCAAGCCGCUGUUGAACGAUUCGAAGCCUGUAAGCUCCUGAGACGAAAAGUGUUGCGUUAUGUCCAUCACGUCGAAGAAGAGCAGUGGCUAGGAGGGCUGCUUCAUGCUAAUGAUGAGCUUGUCCACGCUCUCAUGUCAUUUGAGCAAUUCGACCGGUCUAUUGAUGCGGAUAGUGACUCUGAUGACGAACUUGCUGAGCAAGCUCAUCUGUACCGGAUGGCCACGAUCAAAGGCAAGGAAGCCAUGGCUAAAGCAGCGUCCCAAUCACCAACUUCCUCACAACCUCCAGACCUGUCCGAAUUGAACAUUUCCCCUUCUCCCGCCCAUGCAGCUCCUCCCCGUCCUCCCCCAAUGUCAAAGCCUCACUCAAACCCGCCUCCCCAACCCCCACGACCAGCAGCAAUUUCUAUUUCACAUUCACAAGAUGAAGAUGAGGAUGAUGAUCCAUUUGGAGACUCACAUGCACUCGAUACGCCCUCACACGAACGUGAGCAGCCUCGGUGGUGA